Molecule: messenger RNA, 744 nt
Organism: Coffea eugenioides
Lineage: Eukaryota; Viridiplantae; Streptophyta; Magnoliopsida; Gentianales; Rubiaceae
Product: 40S ribosomal protein S12
Exons: 5
Coding region: 95-523 (142 amino acids)
Biological process (GO): translation
Cellular component (GO): cytosolic small ribosomal subunit; ribosome
Molecular function (GO): structural constituent of ribosome
Source: RefSeq, a predicted model, not a curated record
ACUCUCACGACUCUCAACUGCGGCCUCGGCUCUCUCUCUCUCUCAACCUCCGUCAUCCCAGGUUUUAGUCGUUGUUUAAAAAUCGAAGGCAACAAUGUCGGGUGAAGAGCAGCCAGUUGCUGUAGAGACUCCUGCUCCUGCUCCUGCUCUUGGGGAGCCCAUGGACAUCAUGACUGCUUUGCAGUUGGUCUUGAGAAAAUCAUUGGCUCAUGGUGGCCUUGCUAGAGGCCUUCAUGAAGGUGCAAAAGUGAUUGAGAAGCAUGCUGCUCAGCUCUGUGUAUUGGCUGAGGACUGCAACCAGCCAGACUAUGUUAAACUAGUCAAAGCACUUUGUGCAGAUCACAACGUGAACUUGAUUUCUGUUCCUAGUGCCAAGACUCUUGGUGAAUGGGCUGGUUUGUGCAAGAUCGACUCCGAAGGGAAGGCAAGGAAGGUUGUGGGUUGCUCCUGCGUCGUUGUAAAGGAUUACGGAGAGGAAACGGAGGGUCUGCACAUUGUUCAAGAAUAUGUGAAAUCUCACUGAAAAAACUGGACGUUGUCUGGGAUUUUUUCCAAACAGAAAGCCUAGUUUCAGUUUGUUGUUAAAGAGCUUCUCUUAGAAAAGUUUUGUUAUUCAAUGAGAACCAAACUACCUUUUUGGAGCUUAACAGAUUUUGAUAAUUGAGAUGCCAAGAGUUGCUUCUUAUGUAUGUUUCACACUGCUACAGAUUGUGGCUCUUUAUUAGUGCAGCUUGUUUUUAAUCA